Molecule: messenger RNA, 3537 nt
Organism: Aquila chrysaetos chrysaetos
Lineage: Eukaryota; Metazoa; Chordata; Aves; Accipitriformes; Accipitridae
Product: neuronal acetylcholine receptor subunit alpha-7-like
Exons: 11
Coding region: 1378-3015 (545 amino acids)
Biological process (GO): chemical synaptic transmission; regulation of membrane potential; monoatomic ion transmembrane transport
Cellular component (GO): synapse; postsynaptic membrane; neuron projection
Molecular function (GO): transmembrane signaling receptor activity; acetylcholine-gated monoatomic cation-selective channel activity
Source: RefSeq, a predicted model, not a curated record
UGUAAAUUGGAAUAACACUGACUAGCUUCCAGUCAGCAGGGACCUUGCCAGACUCCCAAGACCUUUGGUAGAUAAUUGAGAGGGGUCCUGCUGUAACAUCCACUAGCUCCUUCAGUACUCUGGGAUGAAUCCCAUCUGGCCCCAUAGACUUAGGAACAUUCAACUGAUACAACUGGUCCCUUAUAAUUUCAGUGUCCACAAACGGAAAGUCACUGUUCCUGCAGUCAUGGUCCUCCAACUCAGAUGACCAGGCAGCCCAAGGUCUAUCAGUAAUAUUAUUAUCAGUGUUCACCCCAUCACCCUGUAGUCACCAACGGGGGGAUGCUGGGCACCAUCCAGCCCCACAUCUGAGCUGAGGCCCAAGCACUAUGUCCACCCUGGCCUAAGGGUCAUCAGGAGCUGAACACAAACACCCAUCUGGAAAAGUGACUGCAUCCUGUGGUGUCUCCAUGGGGAUGAGGGGUGCAACCACCUUCGGCAAAUGGAUACCCACAGCUUGGAGCUAGCGGCAUUGGUUUGAUGGCUCAACAAGUAGAAAAUCCCCAAAAGCAAGCCAAGUGCUGCCUUUGCCCAUAGGAGGAAGCAGGGGAGGCCAGAGGGCUGUCCAGCAGUGCUGGGUUGUUGGGAGAGCCUGUGGGACUUUGUUCUGCAGUCACUAAGGGAGGCACGAGGUGUUAUCCAAUUAACCCUCUUGCUGCAUGUGCCUGGAGAUAUCUGCCACAGCCAGAGUGACCUGACAGGGCCCUGGGAAGACACAGCUGAGGCCUCGGUGACUGGCAUGAAACAGCAAUGCUGAUCACAAGGCAAGAGAUGGGUGAAUGGAAGGGAGAUGGAAGGUGCCAUCACCAAGCUAUGGGUUCUGAUGUCACUGACAGAUGGGCUGUGACACCUCCAGGUGAUAGACUGUGACAUCCCUGAGCAAUGGAUUGUGAUGAUGCAUCCCUUGCUGCUUGUAUUCGGGUGCCGAGUCUCACCCAGUCGGCUCACGCCCGCACUCCAGCUGAGUGAGUACGCAAGGUUUGGAGUGUCGUGCAAGGCUGUUGUUGGAGCUGAGGUCGUGCCCGGGAAGUUGUUGAGUGCAGCUCUCUGUGCCUGACCCCAGAGCCAUCAGAGGAUUUUCCCCAGCCCUUCCUCGCUCAGGCAGCCAGGGCACCAGGAGGCGUGCUUGCAGCAGCAGAGGUGAGCUGUGCAAGGAAACCUUACCCUGGGGAGCUGGGAGGGUUUCCUUCUUGAGGGACCUGGGCAUUUCUUCCACCCCUCAUCAGGCCAGCCAACAAUUGUGGCCCGUCUUCCUUUUCUAGCCUGACACCCGCUGCUGCAGCGGCAGUGAGAGGGAGAGGUUUGUCGUCCCCAGCUCCCCCCAGCCCACCGCAGCACAUGGAGAACAUGGCCACAGAGCUGGAGAACCACUGUCCAAUAUGCCUGGACAGCUGUGAGGAGGCCAGCUACGUGAUGCCGUGCCUCCACCAAUUCUGUUACACCUGCAUCCUGCGGUGGGCUGAGAGCAAGCCUGAGUGCCCUCUCUGCAAAAGGAGGGUGAGCUCCAUCUUGUGCAAUGUGUCUCAGCAGGGCGAAAGCCAGAGACGCUUGUACAGAGAACUGCUGAGAAACUACAAUCGUCUUGAACGACCAGUAGUGAAUGACUCCCAACCCCUUGUAGUCGAGCUCCAGCUUUCUUUGCUGCAGAUAAUUGAUGUGGACGAGAAGAAUCAAGUGUUGAUCACAAAUGCUUGGCUGCAGAUGUACUGGGUUGACGUUUACUUGUCUUGGGAUCAGUAUGAAUACCCAGGGGUGCAGAACUUGCGAUUUCCAGCCAACCAGAUUUGGGUACCAGACAUUCUUCUGUAUAACAGUGCGGAUGAAAGAUUUGAUGCGACAUUUCACACAAAUGUGCUGGUGAAUUACUCUGGAUCCUGCCAAUAUAUUCCUCCAGGCAUUUUGAAGAGCACAUGUUACAUUGAUGUCCGCUGGUUCCCCUUUGAUGUGCAGAAGUGUGAUUUGAAGUUUGGCUCCUGGACUCACAGUGGCUGGUUGAUUGACCUGCAGAUGCUUGAGGCUGAUAUUUCCAACUACAUCUCAAAUGGAGAAUGGGAUUUAGUGGGUGUCCCAGGAAAGAGGAAUGAGAUGUACUAUGAAUGCUGUAAAGAACCAUACCCAGACGUGACGUACACCAUCACCAUGCGCCGACGCACCCUCUACUAUGGCUUGAACUUACUUAUUCCCUGCGUUCUCAUAUCUGGCUUGGCACUGCUUGUUUUCCUUUUGCCAGCUGAUUCGGGGGAGAAGAUUUCUUUAGGUAUCACUGUCCUGCUUUCCCUGACCGUAUUCAUGCUGCUUGUGGCUGAGAUCAUGCCUGCAACUUCUGACUCAGUCCCACUAAUAGCCCAGUAUUUCGCUAGCAUCAUGGUCAUCGUUGGUCUGUCUGUGGUGGUAACAGUGCUGGUUCUGCAGUUUCACCAUCAUGACCCGCAAGGAGGAAAGAUGCCCAAAUGGGUCCGUGUCAUUCUGCUGAAUUGGUGUGCUUGGUUUUUACGAAUGAAAAAACCUGGGGAAAAAGUAAAGCCCCUCUCUUGCAAAUACAGCUAUCCCAAGGAGCAUCUGAGUGUAAACAGCAUGGAGAUGAAUGUCCUACCUGGGCACCAGUCCAGCAAUGGCAACACGAUCUAUAGCUACCACACAAUGGAUAAUCCAUGCUGCCCCCAGAAGAAAGAUCUGGGUAGCAAGAGUGGAAAGAUUACUUGCCCCUUACCAGAAGAUAUGGAGCUUGUUCAAAAGAAAGCUUUAAUGGAUACUAUUCCGGUGAUUGUGAAGAUCCUGGAGGAAGUCCAGUUCAUAGCAAUGCGCUUCAGGAAACAAGAUGAAGGUGAAGAGAUCUGCAGUGAGUGGAAGUUUGCAGCUGCUGUCAUAGACAGAUUAUGCCUGGUUGCAUUUACCCUUUUUGCCAUCAUUUGCACAUUUACAAUACUCAUGUCUGCUCCAAAUUUUAUAGAAGCUGUUUCAAAGGAUUUUGCAUAAGGAUUUCAAAGAUGAGCGCGAUAAUUUAAAAGUUAGUAUUGCCAGUAAUUUUGCUAGGUAAUUUAACUCAAAUAGAGAAGUGUACUUAUAUGUGCUAACAUACACAGAUGGGGAUGAAAAUAAUUUCAGGAGGUAAUUAUUCCUGAUGUUAGUGAUUUUAGUUACUGAAUAGUAAACAUAUUGAGCUCUGUUACUUAUUUCAUAGACUAGUGCCCUGUGUACUUAUGUCAUGAUCUGUGACAAAUGAUAGACAAGAAUUCAAAUCUACAAUAUUACAAGUUAACACUAGUAUCAAUGUGUUACUAUGAAUUUGUGAACUUUUAGAUACUGUUAAUAAUUUAAAUGAUCAUUGUUGACUAUAAGCUUUACAGCAUUUUGUUGUUUUCAGUAUAUUUGUGGUUUACCAUUUUUGUUUAUUGUGGCUGUGACAUUCACUUCUCAGAUUUGACAGACAUAUGUCUACAGUCUUAUGAUCCUGUAUACUGUAUUUAUGAAAAUAAACUAUCAUCAUGUUAGCUCUUA